GGAGGGGGAGGAGUUGGUGGCGGCGGCAGAAGAGAGGGGCAGCAUCAGCGGUGGCGGCGCGCGCUGCCCCGCCCCCCGCUUCCCAUCCUCCUGCGCGAGGCGGCGGCGCAUGGCAUCGGGGUCUCCCUCCGGCCUGCGCCUCUUCCUCCUCCUCCUCCUCCCGCUUUCCCCUUUCCCACCUCCUCUCCGCUCCCUGCCAGGCCAAGGCCAUGACCGACUUCAAGUUGGGCAUCGUGCGGCUCGGCCGGGUGGCCGGCAAGACAAAGUACACACUGAUUGAUGAGCAAGACAUUCCACUUGUGGAGAGUUACUCUUUUGAGGCUCGGAUGGAGGUCGACGCAGAUGGAAAUGGUGCUAGAAUAUUUGCCUUUGCAUUUGACAAAAACCGAGGAAGAGGGUUCGGACGCCUGCUGCAUGAGUUACUGUGGGAGAGGCAUCGGGGGGGCAUCGCCCCUGGCUUUCAAGUCGUGCAUUUGAAUGCAGUGACAGUGGACAAUCGUCUAGACAACCUGCGAUUGGUUCCAUGGGGAUGGAGGCCCAAAGCCGAAGAAAUCUCUAGUAAACAAAGGGAACAAAGCUUAUACUGGCUGGCGAUCCAGCAGCUUCCCACAGACCCCAUAGAGGAACAGUUUCCAGUGCUGAAUGUGACGCGCUAUUAUAACGCUAAUGGGGAUGUUGUGGAAGAAGAGGAGAGUUCGUGCACAUACUAUGAAUGUCACUACCCUCCCUGCACAGUGAUUGAGAAACAGUUACGUGAAUUUAACAUCUGUGGGCGGUGCCAGGUCGCACGGUACUGUGGCUCGCAGUGCCAGCAGAAAGACUGGCCGGCCCACAAGAAGCACUGUCGGGAGAAGAAGCGAGUCUUUCAGCAAGAGCUUGGACCAGAACGAUGACCAGCUGGCUGAGGCCUUAGCCCCACAGGGCACCUUCCCAGAAGGUUAAGGAGGAGUUGCCCACUUUGCACGGACUGCUCACUUGAAGCCAGAGGCACUGACAAAAAGGGGAGAGAGAGAGAGAGAGAGAGAGAGAGAGAGAGAGAGAGAGGAGAGAGAUUUAUAUAUAAAAAAAGACAAACCAAUCCCUGUGAUGCUUGAGGAAAGGUACUGACUCUUCCCUUCCAGUGUUAAAAAAAGAAAACGUCUGAAGAAAAAAGAAAAAAAAGACUACUGGGGAAGCUCUCCUGCUUGGACGCUUUCUGUUAUUUAUAUGUUAAUAUGUUUGUAAAGUUAUGUACAGAGGUUUUGUUUUGUUUUGUUGUUAGAAUGUCUCUUACAUAGGACUCAUUUACUGUAAUGUUCAAGUGAGAACACAUUGUUGGUUGAAAUAACUGUCCAGUAGCAAAAAGAGAAACAAAAAAAAAAAAGCUUUUCCUCCCCCUGUGGCUAGGAGAAGGCCUGGGGAGCUAGCUCAGAACAUCAGCAGUUAAAUCUGAACAACUCUGCAUGGAAAGUUGUGUUUGCAAGUAAAGGAUUGGAAUGGA
This is a messenger RNA of Podarcis raffonei (Aeolian wall lizard), 1480 nucleotides long. Its product is annotated as zinc finger MYND domain-containing protein 19-like. The record is from RefSeq and is a predicted model, not a curated record. NCBI's taxonomy places the organism in Eukaryota, Metazoa, Chordata, Lepidosauria, Squamata, Lacertidae. The transcript has 6 exons. Bases 210 to 893 code for a protein of 227 amino acids.